Arabis nemorensis is the source of this 1077-nucleotide messenger RNA. Lineage: Eukaryota; Viridiplantae; Streptophyta; Magnoliopsida; Brassicales; Brassicaceae. The record is from the annotation of a GenBank genome assembly.
AUGAAUCUGAGUGUGAACCGAUGCAUCACCGGUGGUUUCGUCGGUGGAUUCUCCAGCUGCAGACUCAAUCAUGGUCGUGGUGAGGAAAGAUUGGUUCGUGUUGCUAAGCAUUGUGAGGUUCAGAGAGGGAAAAGUUUAGGGUCUGAUGCUGUUUCUUUACAGAAGAAAGAGGGAAAAAGUGUUAAACUUGCCAUGUUUAGUGGUGGUUUAGUAGGAGUGGCAAACUUGGUAACUCUUAGCUCAGCAAAGGCCGCAGACUUGCAGAUGAUUAUCUUGGAUCAAGCGACUUCUGUUUACAACUUGGCUGAAGGAAACCUAGGAGAUUCGGUUGGGAACUUCUUGUAUUCAGCUAACCAACAGGCAAAUGAAGCUGUUCAGGAUCAGCUAUCAGCUCUCAGUGUAACAAGUUUGGCAGUAAUUUUUGGGGCAGGACUUGUGACAAGUCUUUCUCCAUGUACACUCAGUGUUCUGCCUUUGACACUUGGUUAUAUUGGUGCAUUUGGGUCUGGCAAAAGCAGAGCUCAGGUUGUUGGAGAUGCAGUUGCUUUCUCAUUGGGAUUAGCAACUACUUUAGCACUUCUUGGGAUAGUAGCCUCUUUUGCAGGAAAAGCCUAUGGACAAAUAGGGCAAGGAUUACCAGUGGCUGCAUCAGGUCUGGCUAUUGUAAUGGGUCUCAAUCUCCUUGAGGUAAUCGAGAUUCAGCUUCCAUCUUUCUUUAACAACUUUGAUCCCCGUGCUGCAGCAGCAAACUUCCCAUCAAGUGUACAAGCAUAUCUAGCCGGUCUCACAUUCGCACUUGCUGCCUCACCUUGUAGUACUCCAGUUCUAGCCACCCUUCUUGGCUAUGUAGCUACUUCCAGGGAUCCAAUAGUCGGUGGAAGCUUACUCUUAACGUAUACAACAGGUUAUGUUGCGCCACUCAUCCUCGCUGCUACAUUUGCUGGAGCUUUACAGAGCUUACUUUCGUUGCGAAAGGUCUCUGUAUGGAUCAACCCCAUAAGUGGUGCUCUUUUACUUGGAGGAGGUUUGUAUACUUUCUUGGAUAGGCUUUUCCCUGCUGCUACUAUGGUCAUGUAA